UAUGACAUUGAAGGUAACGGAGUGCCGAAGCUUGGAGAUGCUGCUGUGAGCAGAGUGAAAGCAUGGAUGUCUCGGGUGUGUUUUUCUUUUACAGCGCGAUGUUCAAUCCAUGCGUCGAUCAUUUCGACACUUGAACACAUGGUACGUCAUCGACAACAGUCAUUUUCGCGAGCUUUCUGAUUUGCACUGUUAGAUCAUCUCUCAGUGGUCGCUGUCAACCUCAUCAUCAUGGAGGGCCAGUAUGUCACCAUUCAUGGACUCAACAUCACUCACAGCCCUCUUGGAGCACCAGCCAUGUCUAUUGACAAACUUUUCCCAGCUCUGCUGGAGUGCUUUGGGAUCAUCCUCUGCGGCUAUGUGGCGGGCCGCAGUGACAUCAUCAGCACUGGCCAGGUCAAAGGCCUUGGAAAUUUUGUGUCACAUUUCGCACUUCCUGCGUUGCUCUUCAAGAACAUGGUGCAGCUGCAGUUUCAGCAUGUCGUCUGGUCUUUUCUAUGGAGCGUUUUGAUUGCAAAAGUGUGUGUGUUCUUGCUAGUUUGUGUGCUGACGCUGUUGGUGGCGAAUCCGGAGAGCAAAUACAGUAAAGCCGGGCUGUUUGCUAUCUUUGCCACUCAGAGCAAUGACUUUGCACUGGGAUAUCCUAUAGUGGAUGCGCUGUACAGAGGUUCGCACCCAGAGUAUAUGCAGUAUAUAUAUCUGGUCGCUCCUGUGUCUCUGAUGCUGCUGAACCCCGUGGGCUUUGCCUUGUGUGAGAUUCAGAGAUGGAGACACACCAGUGACUGCAACUACAGCAAACUGCAUGUGAUCUUUACAGUCGUCCUGCAGGUUUUGAAGAACCCGAUAGUCUUCAUGGUUAUUGUUGGAAUUCUCUCUCAUUUCCUGUUUGGUGGACGUGUGCCUGUUUUGCUAGGAGAGUUUGUUGAUGGACUAGCAAAUUCUUUCGGAGGGGCGGCCCUCUUUUAUCUGGGCCUGAACAUGGUGGGACAGAUGGGUAAACUCACACGUGCCACUGGGGUUUCCCUUAUCCUGCUUAUCACUGCCAAACUACUUGUUAUGCCAUUGAUGUGCAAGGACAUGGUGGAGCUGUUGGAUGCCGGCAAUUCCAGCUCCCUAAAUCACUCCAGCCUGUCUGAUUAUGCAUUCCUUUAUGGAGUCUUCCCCACCGCUCCCAGCGUGGCCAUAUAUGCUGCCCAGUACAACAUGGAGCUGGAGGUGGUGACCUCUGGUAUGGUCAUUAGCACAUUCCUAUCAGCGCCCAUCAUGUAUGUGUCAGCGUGGUUACUGACCAUUCCAUGGAUGGAGGCCACAUCCCUGGUGACGGAGCUGCAGGACGUGAGCUUUAACAUCAGCAUUGUCAGCCUAAUAGCCCUGGGCUGGACCCUUGCUGUCAUGCUGCUGAGUAAGAAGUUCAGGAGGCUGCCACAUAUGUUUGCCACAAAUCUGUUUUUAGCACAGCUAGUAGCGUGCGUGUCAAUGAUGCUGUGGAAGUUUGUUCUGAAGCAGGAGAACGCGUUUGGCCAAAUUAUCACUUUUACUCUACUUUAUGGAUCUCUAUACAGUACCUACAUGUGGACAGGUCUUUUGGCCUUCGCUCUUACUUUAUUGGGCAGAAAUGAAAACUUGAAAGUGAAACCUGUCUUUUUCAUCAUCUUUGGAUGGGGAAUUCCUUUUCUGAUUGUGGGCGGGCUGCUAAUGAUAGGACAAAGAAUGAGUGACAACUUGGACUCCGCCUUCUUCUAUGGCAAAGGGCAGAUUGUGUGUACUGUGGUAGUUCUGGGCUGCAGCAUCACGCUGGGUGGUCUGUCUUUGAUGAGUUUGAGCCGAGGAGCUCAGGAGGAGCAGAAUUAUCAAGCUCUAGAUCAGAACUCCAUGACAGGCACAGCAGAAGAUGCGAGACAACCCCAGACAGAGAACCAGCGCUCAUCUGAGCUAGAACAAACCUACAGCAGCCUUAACACAGAUGUUUGUGAACCCAUGCCAGAUAUGAUAGUUGGACAUCUUAAUGACUCGCCGGUGCCUUCAGCAGGGAUUUUCCUGAGAGAGGCAUCAAGCUCUUCGCGUGUGCAGGAGGAGAGACAGAUAGCUCGACACGUGCUCCUCUGCCUGCUCCUCGUCGUCAGCAUGCUGGCUAACUUGUCCAGCUGCCUGUGGUGGUUAUUUAAUGCUGAUCCAGGACGACUUUACCUCGAACUGCAGUUCUUUUGUGCUGUAGCCAAUUACGGACAGGGUUUUGUUUCCUUUGGAAUUUUUGGGUUAGAUGAGCAUCUUAUUAUUCUUCCAUUCAAAAAGAGGCUGGCUACUUUGUGUGGUUUUGGUGAGCAUGAGAGCCCUGAGUCUGCUGCUGUUCCUGAGGAAAUACGACUGACUUGCACACAGUUUGUGAGAUACCACAAAGAUCAGUGUGUUCAGGAUAUUGUUCGCAAUAGAGGUGGGUCUUCUGAAUCACUCAGCGCACCCGUUGGUGAAUCAUUUCUUUGAUUGGCAGGUGUACUCACUGGUAUAUGAGUAUUGUUUGGUAUACUGGCAGUGUGUUCAUUGGCUCCUGUGUGAAUGCGUGGCAAAGACAGAAAUGCGUGGCCUUGUUUUCAGGACACAGCUGCAGAAGAGCGGUUUUACUCAAUGUGACCCAUAUAUAUGGCUUCCAAUUCCCUGUGAUAUUGCUUCAAAUGUACCUCCACUUUGUAAUGUGAAACAAGCCCAAGAAAGAACUAAAUAGACUCAAUUAUGACUGAGCUAUGAAACAAGCUGUUCUCUCAUCAGUAUUUGUUAUACUUUUUGAAUUACUAUGCAUGGCAUGCAGAGAGCACAGAAUUCUCCCUUUAUCUCAUUCAGUAGCCCUCAAAUUACUCCAACACUUGCUCUGUUCCAAAUCCUGGUGAGCUGCCUAUGAAGGGAGCAUUUUAAGGCAUCAUAGACAUCGACGAAAAGGCAACGUUUUUUAAGGCAGCAGAGCAUGUAGACUCUGUGAAAAGGCGAUCCCAGAGACAUCCUUCAGUGAAAAAUGAAUCCAAGAUGGUUGAUGAGUUGAAUUAAAAUAGUGUUAUUCUGUCCCGUAUUAAUGUGUGCUAGGUAUUUAUGGGUAUUACUCUUAUAUUUGCUACUGUUAAACACUGUUUAAUUCUUGAAAGUUGAGUCUCUUAUGCAGUACCCUAUUUGUAUGGUGCACGGUUGUAUGGUUGUGUUUCUUAAUAGUCGACAAGAAUGCUGCUUUAGAAGGCUUUGGAACAGAGCAUGAAUGUGAACUAAUUGUUAUAAUUACAUUAAUUAUGAUGAAAUGGUCGCCGAAACACUGAAAUAUGCUGUCUACACAAGUGCUGUAAAACACUUACUGACUGGGAUUGAAUUGUAUGCUUUGUAUCACUUGUCAGCCUUGUCUUAAUGACAAGACUGUACGGCCUUGUAGCAAAGCAAUGCAAGACAUGUUUACAAUCUUAAAAUUAUCAUAUACACAGUUAUGUUUUAAAGCUAACUCAUCAGAAAUUCAGGACAAUCUCUGGAAAUUACAAAUGGGGUCACUCCAUUUUCAAUCUACAGCAAUUUUUUAAUGUAUCUCAAUGCUGACUGAAGUGAAAAUAUUUUUAAGUAUCUUUCAUGUACGUACAUUUGUUUUGUUGAUGUUAAUCUGUAUAGGUGAUGGCAUUUAUAUAUAUAUAUAUCAUAAAUUUAAAUCUAGAUAUGUGAACUGACAGUAGAAAGCAGGACAGUCGCUGGUGAAAAGUUAUUUCUUUGUUGAUGUCAUAAAUCGUUUAAUUUUAUGUAUAAAAAUAAAGUUUAAAAACGUAUAAAA
This is a messenger RNA of Puntigrus tetrazona (Sumatra barb), 3787 nucleotides long. It is a transcript of the gene gpr155b, whose product is annotated as G protein-coupled receptor 155b. NCBI's taxonomy places the organism in Eukaryota, Metazoa, Chordata, Actinopteri, Cypriniformes, Cyprinidae. Bases 229 to 2478 code for a protein of 749 amino acids. The record is from RefSeq and is a predicted model, not a curated record. The transcript has 17 exons. Gene Ontology annotation, biological process: transmembrane transport. Gene Ontology annotation, cellular component: membrane.